Messenger RNA from Anopheles moucheti, 1983 nucleotides. It is a transcript of the gene noi, whose product is annotated as splicing factor 3A subunit 3. NCBI's taxonomy places the organism in Eukaryota, Metazoa, Arthropoda, Insecta, Diptera, Culicidae. Gene Ontology annotation, molecular function: zinc ion binding; RNA binding. Gene Ontology annotation, cellular component: nucleus; spliceosomal complex. The record is from RefSeq and is a predicted model, not a curated record. The coding region runs from base 118 to 1572 and encodes 484 amino acids. The transcript is spliced from 2 exons. Gene Ontology annotation, biological process: mRNA splicing, via spliceosome.
GCGUAUUCAACAAAACCCAUUUUCAAUUCGGCAUUUUCAGUGUUUUCCCUGGUGUUUUGGUCAAUAAUUUUCAUUGCCUUCGGCAUUGUUCAACGGGACUAAAGAAGACAAUCGAAAAUGGAAACUAUCUUUGAAAUACAGCGCCGCUUGCAUGAAGAGUGUGACCGCUUGGUAAUGGCCAUGUCGGAGGAGUUGAUGAUACCCAAGAAGACGACGAAGGAGAAAGUGCUUGCAGAUCAUCGAAUCAAAAUCUAUCUGGAAAGGUACCAAACGUGUUCAAAGUCUCUGCUGGAACUGUACCAAGACAAGGAUGGUGAACGGAAGCAGGAAAUCACAAACAUGAGCGUGAACGAGUUUAAAGAGUUUUACAGCCAAUUCAAUGGGCUGAUUGAGUUCCAUUCCAACCAUGGCAACAAUGUGGCAGUACCGGCAUCGAUCGAGUUUGACAAGCUGAAAGAGCAACUGAACGAUCCGGCGUACUUGGCCGAGGUGGUGAAAUUCAGUGACGUUGAAAACUACGGCCAAUAUCUCGAUCUGCACGAAUGCUACGAUAACUUCGUGAAUCUGAAGAGCAUUAACAAAAUCGACUACAUUACGUACCUAUCGGAGUUCAACAAGUUUGCCGACAUUUCACGCAAACUGAAGAACCUGAAGUACAAAGGUUACCUGCAGCUGCUCCACGAUUAUCUGUACUCUUUCAUCACCCGAAGCAGACCGCUGUUCUUCGAGCUGGAGCAUACGGUGAAGCGAAACGAGCUUCAGUUUGAAGAUAUGUGGAAAAAUGGCAUCGUGUCCGGGUGGGAAAAGGUGCGCGACGUAGACGAUGAUGCGCUGAUCAAUUUGCACGAAUUUUCCAAAUGGGAAGAUCUAACAUACCUCGGAUUAGAUCGACUCAAGGCCGCUCUGCAGGCACUCGGCAUGAAGUGUGGCGGCACCCUAGACGAGCGAGCGAAACGGUUGUUCUCCUCGAAAGAUGACAAAAAUCAAGAAAACGAAACCAAGCGAUUGAUGAACCUAAACAAGGAGAAGGACAUCGCGCUGCUGGAGUUUAAGAUUGCGAAGCUGGCGGAACUAGUCGAUGAUCAGAUUUACGAGACGAAAAUCAAUUUGCAGCGCAAGCAGGCCCGCUACACGCUCGACGAGAGCGACGAAGAUAGUAUGGACGAGGUGGAAUCGGACGAUGACGACGGCAUACCGUACAAUCCAAAGAAUCUACCGCUCGGCUACGACGGUAAACCGAUUCCGUACUGGUUGUACAAGUUGCACCAGCUGCACUUUACGUACGAGUGUGAAAUCUGUGGCAACUACAAGUACAACGGUCCGAAAGCGUUCCAGAACCACUUUUCCGAGUGGCGGCACGCUCACGGAAUGCGCUGUCUGGGCAUCCCGAACACGGCUCACUUCGCCAACAUUACAAAGAUCGAAGACGCACUGGUUCUGUGGGACAAGGUGAAGGAGCAAACGUUUUCCAAGAUGUGGGUGCCGGCGAACGAGGAAGAGUUCGAAGAUUCGCGCGGCAACAUUCUCAGCAAGAAAGUGUACCUUGAUCUGCAAAAGCAGGGACUGCUGUAGAAGCGGAUACACAAUCGGAACGGUUGGGAACGAUGUGCUUGAACAAAACAGCAACACUUAUCUCUCCCGCCUCAUUUGGCGCCACCGGUGGGAAUGAUCCAAUCGUGUAAUCCAAGCACGGUGUUUACGUUUCGAGUGCCGCAAGGUUUCGUAACUUGCAUCCAAAGGUGGUCUCUAUCGUGUUUGCAAACAUGAAAGCGUCGGCAUUUGCAUACACCCGCAAAAGGAUAACUCUGAAAAAGUGCAAGAGUAACGUUCACGAAACACAGUUCUAAAUUUAACCGUUUGCAGCACGAGGAAGAAGAACCUUUUCUUUGCCCGUUUAUUCCGAUCAUCAACAUGCCGCCGGUAUUAUGAAGAUUUGUGUCACCUUCUUUGCUUAAGAUAGAAUAAAAUAUGAUCUGCUACUGA